This is a messenger RNA of Prosopis cineraria, 1360 nucleotides long. Its product is annotated as dihydroflavonol 4-reductase-like. Bases 151 to 1215 code for a protein of 354 amino acids. NCBI's taxonomy places the organism in Eukaryota, Viridiplantae, Streptophyta, Magnoliopsida, Fabales, Fabaceae. Gene Ontology annotation, molecular function: dihydroflavanol 4-reductase activity. The record is from RefSeq and is a predicted model, not a curated record. The transcript is spliced from 6 exons. Gene Ontology annotation, biological process: anthocyanin-containing compound biosynthetic process.
UUCUUCUUCUUGUUCUUCUUAUAACACUGUUACUGUCAGUGUCAGCCAUAUUUGAUCAUUUUUAAUCCUUAAUACUAGUACACCACCCACCUCUUUCCCCACCAUUAUCAUCGUCACUAUUAUUAAUCACUGCUACUUUUCUUCCGACAAAUGGCUGCGACAAACGACGGAGAGUCUCAUCAGACAGAACAAAACAUCAUGGCUUCACUGUCAAAAACCGUUUUUGUCACUGGAGCUGCCGGUUUCAUCGGUUCCUGGCUCGUCAUGAGACUCCUUGAACGUGGCUAUACCGUUCGAGCCACCGUGCGCGACCCUGCCAACAUGAAGAAGGUGAAGCAUCUGGUAGAAUUGCCAGGUGCUGACACGCACUUGACUCUGUGGAAGGCAGACCUUGCUCGAGAGGGAAGCUUCGACGAUGCCAUCAAUGGCUGCUCUGGAGUUUUCCACGUGGCGACCCCCUUGGAUUUCGAUUCCCGUGACCCUGAGAACGAAAUGAUAAAACCAACAAUAAAUGGUUUAUUGGACAUAAUGAAAGCAUGCCUGAGGACCAAGACAGUGAGAAGAUUGGUAUUCACAUCUUCGGCUGGAACUAUCGGCAUCACGGAGCACCACAAGCCUGCGAUCGAUGAGACUUGUUGGACCGACGUUGACUUCUGUCGUGGAGCCAAGAUGACUGGUUGGGUGUAUUUCGUUUCAAAGACACUGGCAGAGAAAGAGGCAUGGAAAUUUGCCAAAGAGCAUAACAUGGAUUUCAUCAGUGUAAUUCCUCCUCACGUGCUCGGCCCCUUUCUCAUCAACUCAAUGCCUCCUAGUUUUAUUACCUCUCUUUCUCCCAUCACUGGGAAUGAAGCCCACUAUUCAAUCCUGAAGAAAGGCCACUUUGUUCAUGUAGAUGAUCUCUGCAUGUGUCACAUAUUCUUGUAUGAGCAUCCUCAAGCACAAGGAAGAUACAUAUGCUCUUCCCAUCAGGCCACCAUUCAUGAAAUUGCCAACCUGCUUAAUCAAAAAUACCCACACUACAAUGUCCCCACCAAGUUUGAGAACAUUCCGAAGAACUUAGAGAUUGCACACUUCUCUACCAAGAAGAUAAAAGAUUUAGGGUUCCAGUUUAAAUAUAGCUUAGAGGACAUGUUCACUGAAGCUGUUGAUACUUGUAGAGAGAAAGGACUUCUACCCAAGUCUGCUGAAACCCCCUCUAAUGGCUCAGCUAAUUAAAAUUAUUAUAUUUACUAUUGGAUUGGCGUCUCUAUUUAUAAUUUUUGGGGCUUUUUGUUAAAACCUUGAUAUAUAUAAAAGGUUGUCAUGUAAUAUAUAUGUAGCCGAUAUAAUAGAAUAAGACUUGUUAUUAUUUGACAUGUGA